This is a messenger RNA of Drosophila grimshawi, 1676 nucleotides long. Its product is annotated as probable cytochrome P450 12e1, mitochondrial. The record is from RefSeq and is a predicted model, not a curated record. NCBI's taxonomy places the organism in Eukaryota, Metazoa, Arthropoda, Insecta, Diptera, Drosophilidae. The coding region runs from base 16 to 1599 and encodes 527 amino acids. Gene Ontology annotation, molecular function: heme binding; monooxygenase activity; iron ion binding. The transcript is spliced from 6 exons.
AAAUCAGUACGGAAAAUGUUGUCGAGGCAGUUGCACGGUCAGAGAGAGAUCUCCGUUCGAAUUCUACAAGCUGGGCGGGCGUUUGCCACCAAGGGCGCAGCAGCUUUGGACGCUACGCCUUUGGAUCAAGCAAAACCCUACUCGGAGAUACCUGGUCCCAGUAGAUUCAACUUUAUUCGCUCUUUCUUGCCGGGCGGUCGCUAUAUCAAUAAGCCGGUGCAUGAAAUGUUUUUGGAUAUGAAUAAACGGUUUGGGGACAUUUUUCGCAUGCCUGGCGUUGCUGGCAGAGAUAUUGUGGUUUCCAUGAAUCCUGUGGAUUACGAGACGACCUUCCGCCACGAGGGACAGUUUCCCUACCGUCGCAGUUUCGAGACUAUGGACUAUUUCAAAAGGGUUCACAGACGGGAUAUUUUCGAUGGUGCUGAUGGUUUAACAUCAGGAAAUGGACCCGCAUGGGGUAAGUUGCGAACAGCCGUUAAUCCGAUUUUGCUGCAGCCACGCAAUGCCAAAUUAUAUGUAAACAAUAUUCUGCAGGUCAAUGAUGAGUUUCUGGAGCGCAUACGUGCCAUAAGAGAUCCCAAGACUCAAGAGAUGCCUGCUGACUUUGUCGAGGAGAUUCGCCGCCUAGUCCUGGAAUCCAUUUGUUCUGUGGCACUCAAUACGCGGCUUGGGUUGCUGGCGGAGAAUCGGGAGAGUGAGGAGGCAAAGCAAAUGAUUAAGGCACUGGCGAAUAUAGUUGAGUUGAGCUUCCAGCUGGACCUAAUGCCACCGAUUUGGAAGUAUUUACCAGUGCCCAUGUUUAAGACCCUAAUGCGUUCUCUGGACACCAUCGCAGAUUUUUGCUAUAAUCACAUUCAGCAGGCGCUGAAGCGCAUUGAGGAAGAUGCCCGAGAUGGACGCCUGAGCACCGAGCCAGGCAUGGAGACGAGUAUUCUAGAGAAACUGGCGCGUUCCAAUCGCCAGACGGCUGUGAUUAUUGCCUUGGAUCUUUUAUUUGCCGGCGUGGAUCCCACCCUUGUCAGUCUGACGGGCAUUCUACUUAGCCUGGCCAAGAAUCCCGCACAGCAAGCGCGACUGCUCGAGGAGAUUAGGGGAGUGCUGCCCGAGAAGAACUCACCACUGACCAUAGAAAAUAUGAAGCACUUGCCAUAUCUGCGGGCGUGCAUCAAGGAGGGCAUUCGCAUGUACCCAAUUGGUCCUGGCACACUGCGUCGCUUGCCUGUCGAUGUGGUCUUGAGUGGCUAUCGUGUGAUAGCCGGCACAGAUGUGGCAAUGGGAUCCAACUACCAAAUGUCCAACAUGGAGCAGUUUGUGCCGCGUGUUCGCGACUUCCUGCCCGAACGGUGGCUGCGGGACGAGUCCCAUGCGGAGCUGGUGGGCGACACUGCCACACCCUUUAUGUAUCUGCCCUUUGGGUUUGGGCCGCGUUCCUGUGCUGGCAAACGCAUUGUGGACUUGAUGCUGGAGACUGCCGUUGCCCGGCUGGUGCGCAACUUUGACAUUGGCUUCGACUAUCCGAUUGAGAAUGCAUUCAAGCAAAAGUUCUUCGUGGCGCCCAACAUACCGUUCAAGUUCAAGUUUGUGGAGCGCACUAUGUGAUUCUUUAGAUAUUUUUGACACUGAUACCUUAAAUAUAAAUGGCAAUGGAAUGCUGUUGAGCAGCUCCUUCAAAACGA